ACCAAAUGGUUAGACUAUUAACCCUCGGUUAGCAUGGUAUCCAAUAUGCCUAGAUUGACAUAAAUUAUUGCCUAGAUUAAUAUAAGUUGUUACAUUCACAGGCUAUCUUCAUGCAAACAGAGUUAGGCAUUAACAGAUGCAAGCUGGCUCUUCCAGAUGGCAUCUAAUCUGUUUUCAGUGGUGUAAAAAUAUAUCUUCACAACAAUAUGAAGCUUGUUCUGUAGAAUGUAGUCCUUCAAAAAAAAAAAUUGAAGCCAGAGAUGUGACACUGGACAUGGACAGUCUGAAUUAUCGGCUGUCUAGAUUUUUUCUGUCCCGAGAAUAGAUUGCAAACUGUACCUGCAUAGUUAACAUUUUUUGUGCACAUUAUGUUUUGCUUCCAUGGUUUGUAGGCUUAUGAACUACUACUGUCUUCAUUAAGGCAUGGAUGUGGUUCACAACUUAGUACUUUAUUUUGUUCAAAAUAUCGGCUGAUAAAUCAGGUAAGUGGCUGAUUAAUCCCUACUCGGUGGGUCACCGAGUAGCCGAUUAACUGAUUUAUUGGCUGAUUAACUGCCGUUCGCCUAUUAAUCCCUACUUGCCAGCCGACCAAAUAGUUACCAGCUAAUGAUUUCCUUAAAAUUGUUUUAUUUUGCUAUCUGUUAGCAUCAAAGAUGGCAGCGGAAUUAUAUCUUACUUAUUUUUCUAUGUGAAAUUCAGUCUAUUCAUAUAUGGUAGUUGAUUGAUUGAUUUGCUGUAUUGCUCAAGAGCUUUAGAUAGUGGUCCAUUUGUUCAUAGUUAAUCAUGUAGUUGAGCUAUUAAGAAUUUAUUUAGGAUCUUACUUCAAGACAUUUCGUGUCACAGGCCACUGUGGUUGUCUUGAAAGAUCAUCCUCCCUCUGUAUUAGCAGUCUCUUAAAUAUGCAGGAUUUUUUGAAUCUCGGGCAUGCUCCAGGAACUCCUCAUGACAAGUAAGCACCCCUUUGGCUAGGUACUGGUUCUCUUAUGCAUUGAAGGUUAUGUCCUUAUUUUGUCAGACUUUGGUAUAUAAUCGGGAGCACUUGGUGCUGUACGAGACAAACUCUUAGUAGUCCAAUUCUAUCUGGAGAGAUUUUCAUUUCUAUCUGGAGAGAUCACUGUCAAGAAGAAUUGAAAUACAUGGUUCAGAGCAAUGAUCACAUGACAAGAUUGCACCAUCGAUGUAGUUUAUGAAUUUUGCCAUUGCUCUUGUAUGCUCCCACUUGCUGUAGCGAGACAUAACAGGGGACCCCCUAAAUUCAUUAACCUUUCCUCUCCAAUAUAUGGACGUAGUACAUUCUUCAUGAGAUAAUUAAAAGACUGGUGCUGUUUUAUGCAAUGCGAAGACCAGGCAGAUGAUCCCGAUACGAAAGCCAAAGCUCUGCUAUUCGGUCGUUCCAUCCGGACAAAAUCAGCAAGGCUCUCUGGUCUUUGGUCCAAGAUCCAGCAGUUGGACCAGAGUAUUAUUAACUAUCUGCUAGUGUUUGCCAACCUCUAUAGCUUUGUUGAGUACUGCUGUCAUUUUCGGUCUCUAGUAAUGUAAUGUAAUAAUUACAUUACUAAAAAACGCCGCUUAGCUGUAAACAGAUGGGUAAAAGCUGGAGCAUAAGAGGUAUCUAGCGAUUUUUUUCUGAAAAAUAAAAGGUAUCCAAGGAAACUAUGUCUAACCAGUCAAAUCAAGUAAGGACGAAAAUAAUCAAAAGUUGCAGUUUUCGGAUGAGAAAGGACGAAAGAGAAUAAAUGAGAGCUAUAAAGAGAAGAAAGGGUAGCCGUCCAUUGCCAUCUACGGCCGAAGACUUGCAAUCCAACUCCCCUAUAUAUAUACGACACCUACCAACACCAAUCUCCAUCCAUUCACUCCCUGUCCUCUCCUCGCUUAGCUUUCUUCCUCCUUGGUAGCUCUAGUCUUCUUGCUGUGGGUAGCCAUGGCGGCCCCGAUGUUGAACCAGCUCAACACCCUCGUGGCCAAAAUGUUCGCCGCGGGUUUGCUGGACGAUCAGUUCCAGGAGCUGCAGAUGCUCCAGGAAGGGAGCGCCCCAGACUUCAUCGACAAUGUUGUCACGCUCUUCUGCGAGGAUGGCGAGCAUAUCAUCGGCGAGAUCGCCAAGCUGCUGGACAAGCCAUGUGUGGACUAUCACAAGGUGAGCCGUUUUGUGCAUGAACUCAAGGGAAGCAGUGCAUGUAUUGGUGCUCAGAGAGUGAAGAACAGUUGCAUUCAGUUCCAACAGUGUUGUCAGGAGAAGAGCAGAGAUGGGUGCCUGAACUCACUGGAUUCUGUGAGGAACGAUUUCUAUGAUGUGUGCAGCAUGUUCAAGCCACAUGCUUCAGAUGCAGCUGGGCCAGCGAGUCCAAGCCUUAAUCCUAAACUGUAGACUUGAGCGAUAAAGCUCGAUCUGCAUGUUCUGAUGGUACAACACCUUUGAAGUCGUGGAACAUGCUCAACCUAGCUUAUAUAGCUUGGAGUCAUUUGCUUAUGUGGGGUCUGUAGCUGCCUAGUGGCAAGCUAAUCAUCUACUAGUAUCCAUGUCUUUGUUAUCGUUCGCAGUUUCAUUUGGAAUUCUCAGUGGUCAAAUAAUAAUAUUCAGCUGUGGUUGUUUUGCGGAUUAUUGGUGGUUAAUAUGGUGUCUUAGUUGUAGUCGGUUUGUUGCUCGUAGAAAUGCAGCUGCAAUGUAAUCUUUAGUUUUGACUGGUGGUAUAUUGUGGAUAACAUAUUUUAUCUAUCUAUGUUAUUUUGUAUUAUUAA
This is a messenger RNA of Triticum aestivum (bread wheat), 2739 nucleotides long. RefSeq names its product histidine-containing phosphotransfer protein 1. Gene Ontology annotation, molecular function: histidine phosphotransfer kinase activity; protein histidine kinase binding. Gene Ontology annotation, biological process: phosphorylation; cytokinin-activated signaling pathway; phosphorelay signal transduction system. The transcript has 6 exons. Gene Ontology annotation, cellular component: nucleus; cytoplasm. NCBI's taxonomy places the organism in Eukaryota, Viridiplantae, Streptophyta, Magnoliopsida, Poales, Poaceae. The coding region runs from base 1922 to 2368 and encodes 148 amino acids. The record is from RefSeq and is a predicted model, not a curated record.